UUGUCUAAGAUUAAUUUAGGAAUUAGAUAUGCGAAGAAUGUCAGUUGCAAGUUAUAAUAACUCAUCUGCAAUUGUCCAAUAGCAUAUAAACUCAAGUUGACAUGCAAGCUGGAAUUGUUUGUGAAGGCCUGGUGUUAUUAUCCCAAAAAAAAAAAAAAAAACUCAAGAAUGUGGAUAAAGAAAGACCAAGUUUACGGUGCAGAAUUGGUUGACUGGACUUUCGUGCAUAUACUACAAAGACGGAAGAGACUGCUCUACCGGUAACAACAUCUCACCAAUCAGAACUACCAAACAACUCUAUUGCAUUUGUCUCCCUUCUGGCAAAGAGAGUAUGGCUGAGGCGGUAGUUUCCUUUGUGGUUGAAAGGCUGGGAGACUUCAUCAUCCAAGAAGGGAAGUUCUUGUAUGGAGUCAGCGAUCAAGUUGAGCUUGCACAAACUGAGCUACAAUUAAUGAAGGGUUUCCUCAAAGAUGCUGAUGCAAGACAAGGAGAUAAUGAAACUGUUCGUAUCUGCGUUGCAAAAAUCAGAGAAGCUGCUUAUGAUUUGGAAGAUGUCAUUGAAAUCUAUGCCUUGAAAGUGGCUUGCAAGAGGGAGGGAGGUAUUAAGAGUGUGCUGAAGAGGUUUGGUUGCAUGUUGAAGGAAGGAGUUGAUCUCCACAAGAUUGGGGCGGAAAUCGGAGUCAUCACCACCAAUAUUUCUAAUCUGAGGUCGAGUUUGCAAACUUACAACAUUAGAGUACUAAGGGAGAGUACUGAAGGUGUCACUUCUGUGUAUGAGAGGCAGCAGCAACUCAGACGAACUUAUUCUCAUAUAAUUGAUCGUGAUGUUGUUGGGUUGGAGGAGAGCGUGAGAGAAUUGGCUGUGCAUUUGGUUAAGAGUGGAGACAGCCACCGAGUUGUUUCUAUUUGGGGGAUGGGGGGGUUGGGGAAAACAACUCUUGCAAAACAGGUGUAUCAUGAUAGUGAAGUUCGGCAGCACUUUGAUUCUUUUGCUUGGGUGUGCAUAUCUCAACGAUGUCAAGUAAGAGACGUUUGGGAAGAGAUCUUGAUUAAAGUUUCUGCCCUGCAAAGAGAGGAGAUUGCAAAAAUGAAGGAUGGUGAAAUAGCCAAGAAGCUUUAUCUUGUGCAACAAGAGAGUAAAUGUUUGGUAGUAAUUGAUGACAUAUGGAGUGUUGGGACAUGGGACACUCUGAAAGCUGCAUUUCCUUUGUGUGAGGAAACCAAGAGCAGAAUAUUACUCACCACUCGCAAGGAAGAAGUAGCUUUGCAUUCAGAUAGAAAUGGUUUCCUCUUCCGGCCUCGACCACUAAAUGAUGAUGAAAGCUGGCAACUGUUGGAGAAGAUAGCAAUAUCUGGAAGAGAUGAAAUAAAUUCUGGAAUCUCUACUGGAAUCUCCACAAGGAAGAAAGAUUUAGGAAAGAAGAUGCUUCAGUACUGUGCAGGUUUGCCAUUAGCCAUCACUGUGCUUGCAGGACUUCUUGCAAGAAAGGACACAGUUGAUGAGUGGGAUAUGGUGUAUAAAAAUGUUCAUACAUACAUUGGAAGAGGCAAAGGCCACGAACAAGAAUGCAGCGGUGCAUUGUGGGUGUUGGCAUUGAGUUAUGAUGACUUACCAUAUCACUUAAAACCAUGCUUUCUGUAUUUAGGUAAUUUUCCUGAAGAUUCUGAUAUACCAGUGAAAAAAUUGACUCAAUUAUGGAUGGCAGAAGGUUUUAUAUCUGCAUCACAUGAGACAAUGGAGGAUGCAGCAUACGGCUAUUUAACUGAGCUGGUAGAAAGAUGUGUGGUACAAAUUGGGGAACAGGGUUCAGUUAGAAAGAUUAAAUCUUGUCAUCUGCAUGAUCUCAUGCGAGACAUGUGCUUAGAAAAGGCGAAAGAGGAGAACUUUCUCCAGAAUGUCGAUUUUUCACAUCAAAACAGGACUCCUGUUUCUUCUUCCAUGGUCACCAAUGCUACAGCAACGGUUAAAGUUCGAAGACUUGCAAUUUAUCUGAAUAGUAAUGUUGAUGAGUUGGUUCCAUUGAGACACCACAAAGACAGCCACCUUCGGUCUCUAUUGUACUUUGCCCCAGGAAUUUGGAAUCUCAAAGAUGAGAAAUUAGUAAGAUCGUUGGUUAAGAAGUUCAAAUUGCUUCGAGUUUUGAAGCUUGAAGGUAUGCUAACAUCAGUAGAACUGCCGAAUGAGAUUGGCAACAUGGUCCACUUAAGAUUUUUGAGUCUGUGGUAUAGUAUAACAAGGCUUCCAUCGUCACUAGGUAAUUUGAGAUGUUUGCAAACUCUCAAUUUAAAGUUAUGUAACUGUCAGGUAGUUCCAAAUGUGAUUUGGAAGAUGGAACAACUGAGGCAUUUGUAUUUACCCUUGUAUUGGACCUCACAUCCAAAAUUGCGCCUGUCUACUCUUCGCAAUUUGCAGACUUUAGAUUAUGUUUCAAGUCUCUGUUCUGACCUGACUGAUCUCUCUGAGUUAAGAAACCUGAGGAAACUGGGGAUACGAGUGACAACCAGCUUGGAAAAGUUGGAAGAAAUUUUGAAAUCUAUAAGCAGCACACUUGAUGGCAUUCGAUCUCUCUAUGUUUUCAGUUGGCUUGGAACUAAUAGUGGUACAGAGGUUACACAAAUAGUGUUGAGUUGUCGUCAUAUAUACAAGUUGGUUUUGAAUGGGCGAACUGUAGAGUUGCCAAACGAUCGUCAUGACUUUCCAAACCUCACAAAGAUAACAUUGGUUCACUGUGAUCUCAAGGACAACCAAAUGGCUGUGCUAGAGAAGCUGCCAAACCUAAAAACUCUUUGCCUGAUGGAGGAGACUUUCGAGUACAAGAAUACAAAGACACUUGUUUUCUCCAGCGGUGGCUUUCCUCAUCUUGAAUGUCUUUCACUUAUUUGCAUACGAGAAGCAGAGGACCUGAAGGUGGAAGAAGGGGCCAUGCCGAGUCUCUGCCGUUUGUACAUAGACCGUUGCCGCAAAUUGAAGACAAUUCCAGAUGGGCUGAGAUAUGUUACUAGCCUCAAGAAACUAACCGUAGCAAUGCCUAGAUCAUUCGUUAGCAGGCUUCAAGUUGGAGGAGAGGAUUACUAUAAAAUCCAGCACGUGCCUUCUGUUGUACUCACGAGUUAUGACUAGUGCAGGAAGAUCAAAUCGAAGCGGGGAUGAGCGCAGAUCCCGAUAGGGAUAGUCCGGUGAGGAUUGAGAGUGCGAUGCAGUCGGCGGAGAACGAGGCGCACAAUUGGCAGGAGCCGAGGAGGGUUGGGGGGGAACUGGGCGAGGGGAUCGGAGAGCAGGGAAAACGAAAACGACGCCGUUGGGGUUGAGUCGGUAUACGCCGCUGUUCGAGAUACAUGAGGUGUUUGCCGAUGCUGACAUUGGAGGAUCUUAAAGAUAUGGGGAUAAACGCCGUGUGGGAUCCAGGCGGAAAAUGUACAGUGCUAUCCAGAAGCUUCGCAAGGGGUUUUCGUGAGUCUUGCUUUCCUGCUCUCAUUUUCUCUUUUUCUUCUUUUGUUUGUACUUGUUUUAGAGAAAUAGUGUAACCUUAUCAUAAACCCUUCGGCCAUGGAAGAAAUGGUGGAAGAAGUGCUUGUCUGACAGGGCCUUGGCCAUAUUUUCGCUCCUAAUAACAAUGAUAACCGUAACCUGCAUUGCAGUUGCCAGUUUUCAGUA
Messenger RNA from Rosa rugosa (rugosa rose), 3655 nucleotides. Its product is annotated as putative disease resistance protein At1g50180. NCBI's taxonomy places the organism in Eukaryota, Viridiplantae, Streptophyta, Magnoliopsida, Rosales, Rosaceae. Gene Ontology annotation, biological process: defense response to other organism. The record is from RefSeq and is a predicted model, not a curated record. The transcript is spliced from 3 exons. Gene Ontology annotation, molecular function: ADP binding. The coding region runs from base 332 to 3121 and encodes 929 amino acids.